ACCAGCGAAACGGGCCACUUGUUUCGACAUGUUGAAACCUUGUUUCGUGGAUUUUAAUCAGCAUACAGAGUCUUUAGAGCCUCUGGUUACUACAUUUCCGUGGAUAACGACAGCGUAACAAGCUAAAGGUUAAGAAGUCUGGCAUAUUUUAUAAGCUGUACGUGUUUCGGUAUGUAGCUUGUGUUUCAUCAACAGAGAUUGAUAUCUUUACUCAGUAAAUGUAUCCUGUGGAUAUUUCGUCUACCUGAAUUAACAACCUUGCAAAUUGUUUCCCUGCUACUCUCCGGGCCAUACAGGAGGAGUGUUUUGUUUACAACCAGUGGAAAGUGUUUAUCUUGACAGCCCAGUCAGCCACUAGCUGCUUAUCAUCAGUAAUAGACCUCACCAGCGUUUCUAGCUGCUGUUUGUGUCUUGUUUUCGUACGAGGAGGACUUUGCGUUUUCAGUCGUUCAGCACCGUUUCCACCAGGGGACAUCUAGUCAGCUGUUUGUAAAUGUGAUCUGAGCUGAGAAGCUUGUGUGUGGGCAGGCUGAAAAUAUGGAGGCUGUAAGACCAAAGAAGACAAAGACAAAAAGCAGCGGAAAAAAUCAGCUGGUCAGGAAACAGAAGCAGGAAGAGGAAGACAAAAGAGCUGCAUCUCCCUCAGCUCUCUGUGAUGAGGCCUCCAUCUCUAGCUUCACUGAUAUCCCCCUCAGUCUGCCACAUCAGGAGCCCGAGGAGGAGGAGGAGCAGCAGCAAGACCCUGUUCAGUGCCCUGAGACCACAGCACAACAAUCACAUGUGACUGAGAAACAGCAGACCUCCUCAUCACAGACUUUAUCCACAACAGUAAUAAGUAAGACUUCAGGGUCAACUAUUACAUCACUGAGUACUGUUCAUCUGACAGAGGAGGAGGAGGAGGAUGAUGGAGUUGCUCAGGGGGCUAAGCUUAGAGUCACAGAACAGACCACUGACACAGAGUCAUGGAAUCAGCCGUGUGUUUCAGCUCAGUUUCAGAUCCCUAAUGCACCGAGUGCCCCUGCAUUGUACCCCUCUCUCCCGACACUGGAGGAGGGCCCUGUGAUGCAGCUCUAUGAGGAAGCUGUGAAUAACAUGGAAAAGGGACCUGCUGUGUUGGCCCUUCCUGAGCAGGAGUCAUCCCCUCCCAGUUUGCAGCCUCUGGAGUCUGUAGCUGAACUUUCUAAGAGCAAACUGUACCCAGAAUUACCCAAAACAGCUCCAGAAAUUCAGCCGUUCUCACUGGAGCAGCUGGGUGUCUGGGAGCCCGCCGGAGGUCUGCGAACUUGGUUGGAAGGUGUUGAAGUUUGCGCAGUGCAGUUCUGCGCACUAGCCCGGCAGGAGAACCAUGAACUGACUGAGCUGCUGCAGAACUACUGGCGCUGCCGCAGGCAGCUGACCCAGUCACACACACAGCUACACACACAGUCGUCUGACUGCAAGAGUACGCAGAAUCGACUGUGGAGCUUCAGAGAUGAACAGCUUACACUUCAGGGUGUGUGUGCAGACCAGUCUAAAGUGUGUGGGUACCAUCGCUUCCAGCAGGCUGAGUUCAGUCAGAGUGUGCUGGCUGAGCUGAGUCGAAUCUUUGAAGUUCGCAGUGAGCUGCUACAUCAGAAGGUGGCGCUACAUGCAUACACUGCUCUGCUGUCACGUCUGCAGGUGGAGUCAUAUUUGUUUCGUCUACUGAAAGAUUAUUCUGGUAGCAAAACACAGCCGUGUUCUUUCAAACCCUUGAAGGAGGCCAUCAGUGUCCUGUUCAGCUUCAUACGCAGAGUGCUGGAUGACACCCAGUUUCAGACUGACAUCCAUCACUGGCUGGAGAGACUGGUUGCAGUUCUGCUGCAUGUUGGAGGGUCAGGAGAGCACCUGUACCUUCUGUGCCAUCUGCUGUGCUGUCCUGCUUGGGUUGGCAAGUGGGCUUCAGCCUUCCUUCAGAUCCAGGUUUGGGGGAACGUAAACGGAGUGCAGCACUUUAUGCAAGCUCUGGCUGUCCUAAUGUCACCUGCCAGACAACGUGCAGAGUUUCUAGGACAUCUAAAGCCUUGUGAGAGCCAGAGCUCGGCAGCUUCUGGAUCUGAGUCUGGAAACUGGACGUUAGUGGAUGAAGGAGGAGAGGAGGACGAAGACCCAGACAGCAGCUGGCUGUUGCUCUGUGAGGAAGAUCUGAUUUCUCUGCUUAACCAGUUUCCUUUCCAGCAGCUGUAUUCGCAAAUGCUGGGGAUGAGCAAGCUAGGUGUGUAUGAACCUCAGGCCUGCUCCAGUCAGAAGAUGAUGCGUGUUUUUGCUUUUGCGUCCUCACUCAUCGAAAUUCUUGCUCUCGGACUUCAAACCUACAACCGGGCACGAUACAGACAGCUGGUGAAGCGAAUAGGACACAUCAUACGGAUGACAGUGUGCUACGUCAGUGAUCAUUGGGCCCAGUAUGUGAGUUUAGCUGGGCCUGUUGGAUCCAGCUCACACUCUCUGUCCUUGGACAAACUGCAGCUGGAAUAUGACCAUCUCUUCCUCAGAGCUGUUUUACAUGUUCUCAGAAACAAAAGGUUGGGCAUUUGGUUGUUUAUGUCUGAGAUGCCUUAUGGGACCUUGUCCAGCUCUAUGCUGUGGAAAGUCCUUUAUGCUAUGCAGUGUGCAGAGACAGCAGGACUGGAAAAACUCUACACUGCUUGCAGCACACAAUCCUGCAUUCAGGCUCUUAGAGACACAGAGCAGCAGGAGAGGUUCGAGCUCUGGCUGUGUGAAGUGAACAGCUCUGAUGGCAUCUCCCUUCUCACCGCACUCGCACACAUGGCCACACCAACUCAGCACUCUGACCCUGCAUUCAUUACAACCAUAACUCUGCUGGUUUACCAGGUGUCAUAUGUCAGUAUGUCUACCAGAGAAACUUACUCUAAAGUCGGGAGAGAGUUGCUGGCUGCCAUAGCAACAGUCCAUCCUUACGUUGUCUCUGUGCUCCUGGAGAGACUGAGAGAGACCAUACAAAGUGUAGGAAUGGUGGCUCUGUACUUGUGCAAAGAACUGCCUCUGAGUCUGUGGCAGCCGCGUCCAGAGGAAAUAUGUGUGAUCGGGUCGUGGCUGCUCCAGCAUCCUCUCUCUGCUGUGGAGAACCGACUGGCUUGUGUCAUACUGGAGGGUCUGAACUGGGGAUACACAGAGGAUGGCUCCUUGGCCCUGUCUUCAUCUCUUCACAGUGAAGUGGCUCUGCUGGUGGCUGAAGCCUAUCAGAAGUACCUGACAGACAAACCGUACAGUGGCCUCAUAUCAGAGGGCAUCAAACAGGUGUCUUACCUGGCCAGUGUUCUACGUUUGGGUGUAUCUCCUGAAGCUUCAUUUAGUCAAUGGGCAUGGCAACUGUUGUUAAGGCUGAAGCUCCAUGGCAAUGUACAGAACCCUAAAGGAGCCUGGUCGGUCCCUGCUUUGGCGUCCAACACACCUCCUGAGCUCAUGCACAGUCCCAGCAUGCACUCUGUUAUCAGGGCUGUAAAAGCUGGCAUCCCCAUUGGAUGUUACCUGUCCAUUGCCAUGACAACUGCGGGACAUAGUCUGGAACAUUUUUGCACUGAUGGAGUCAGUUUGCUGAAGAGUCUGAUUCAGUCUCGACACCUGAGAGCUGCUGUGCAUCUUCUCGACAACAUUCUACCCCCGACCUACCCACUCAGCUUCUACCUGCUCAACAACUCUCAGUUUGUAAGUUGCAUCCAGCUGUUCUUGCAGUGCGACAGCGUGUGUCCUCAGGGUGUCACACAGCAGGUGACUCACCGGGUAGCCCCGCUCCUCACAGGAACCACCUAUGGAGACAAUGUCCGACUGCUGAGCAGCGUGAUUCAGAGUCAUGUGGUGGAGAGUUCGCAGCCCGGCCGUGUUGGAGUUGCAGCUGUCCUUGAGUUUUGGGUGGGAAUUUUGACUCAGCAGAACCUGUGGUACCGGGACAAAACAGUCCUGUUUCUCAUGGAUCAGAUCUGCUGUUCUGCGUUCAUACACCAUCAGGAGGAAUGUGUGCAGAAACUUCUGUACCAACAGCAUAAGAAUGCCUUGGGUUACCACGGAGAUCGGGGUCUGCUCUCCUCUCUGGUUGGCUGGAUUGCUGGAAAUGCUACACCCUCUUUCAUAGAGGGUCAAUCCCUGAGUGUAGAGGUUUGGUUUGCCUGGCUCGUUCUGAACAUGGAGGGAAUAUUUGAGGAAGAUUCUCAGCUGAGACGUUGUGUUGAACAAGAGCUGCUGGCAGAGUCCAACAUUACCCCAGAACAAGCCUUAAAGAAAGCCCAGCAGAGGUUGAAGUUGCCAGUAGCACCAUCUCUGCAGAGGCUGCAGGUGUAUCGCUGGGCGUGUCAGGCCUUAGUCACUCCUCUUGACCAUCAGCUUCUCCCCCUGGUCUGGCAGAAAUUCCUUCAGCUCUACCUCAGACAACCAGGACCUGAGUACGGGCUGGCUGCAGGUGGAUGCAUCGGCCGCAGGUUCUUCCAGGCCUCUCAUCAGGCUGCUUUACUCAGAGACCUGAGACAGAGGAUACAGGAGGUGUCUGACUUCCACCAUGUUGCCAGCCAGGCCCUUAGGGUGCCUCCAACACACACGCCUUCAUCAGACAGCCAAGGCGACGAGAGCCCGGACAACCCCCAACCCCCUUACCUCACUUCUCCUCAGCUACAUACAGAGCUGGUCAGGUUGUUUGGUGUAUUUGCUGUGUGGUUGGAUGAUGAGACUUUGCAGAAGCAGGAAGUUUACCUCCCCUCUCUUCCUCCUGAGUAUGAACCACACAGACUGGCACAAGUCAUGCAACGGCAGCAGGCACUGUGGCUGGAGUUUGUGGACCAGGAGCGUCUGCGGUAUGAUGAGAGAGAGGUUAUGUCUCUGUGGGAAAAGGUGCAGAGUGAGCCGACCUUCUUGCAGGCCCAAAACCCCAUCUUUAUAGACAACACCAGCCUAAGCAAUGCAAGAGAGCGAAUCCUGUCCAACCUGCAGAAGCAUCCAGUUCCCCGGUUAGCUCCCGAGCUGCAGCAGCAGAAAGCUCCAGUAGCUGAAAUCCCCAUCACAUGUCUCACUGACUCUAAAGCUGCUGCUAAACUGGUGCAGCAGGACCUGAGCACCCUGCAGGACCAGGCCAGAAUCGCAGUGGCACGUGAAGCCCAGCAGGUGGCGUUGGAGCAGGAGCUGCUGGAGAGUCUUCCUCUGCUGUAUAAAAACCAACCCGAGCAAGUCACCAUGGCCUUGGAGUGUAAAGGGAAGGGAGGGCAGCCGUGCCAGGGACCUGCGAACAUAUCAGUCACUUGUGAGCGCGUCCAGAGACAAGACGCAGUGCAGACACAGAUAACAUCACUGCGCAGGGACAUCAAGAAGCUUCAAAUCGACUCCAUGGCUCCUCCACCACAAAGCCUGGCCCAGGCAGCUGUCCACACUGAGAACUUUAUCACGGCUCUGGUGAAUUUGUACAAGCUACAGAAGUCUCCAGCAGCGCAGCAGGUUGGCGUGGCUGCUUUCUACCAGGUGGUCUCCUUUGUGUGCGAAGACACACUGCGUCAUCCCCCAACACGGCAGUACCUCUCGUCGUGUGUGGAGAUACUGGGACAGGUGUUUAUCCAGAAUAAUUCAGAGGAAUGUGGCCGUGUCCUGAAGACCAUCCUGGAGCAGAGGCGUCUUUGCCCCCUCAUGUCCCCCUUCUUCACUCCCAACGCGGCUCCAAAUCAGCUCGUCUUUCUCUACCAAGACGUUGUAACUUCUUUACACCUGGACAGUGCAGAUGUCAUUUUCAUGCUGCUCACAAAGUUUGAUUUGUCUCAGUGGUUGAAUGAGACUCAUCCUGUGUUUGCGGAGAGAACACGACUGCUGGAGUUGGUCCAUGGAGCUCUCUGCGUAUGCGGUCGAGACCCUGAGCCUGAAAUCUUAACGCCUUUUCACCUCUUCACCAAACACUGGACCUGGAUUUUACGCCAUCAUUUCCCUGAUCACUACAGUGACUGCCUGCGUCUGCUUAUGACCAGCUCCUCAAACCAGUUACUGAGUCCAGAGUGCUGGAAAGUCACUCUGCGUGUCCUGGGCUGUUUACCACCCCUCCGCAACAUCAAGAUCAAAACUGAACAAUCCCCGGGCACCACUGAUGCCCCCAGCCGCGCUCUUGUGUCCUCAGCUUCUUCACACAGAGCACCCAUGGGCCUCUCCCCCCAGCAGGUGGAUGAGACAGUGGAUUGGCUGAGUGAUUACUUCCUGCAAAGUCGUCUCAGUAAACAAGAACUCCGCAGCUUCGGCCUCUACUCAGCCUGGACACCUUACAUCACAGAGGUGGUUUCUUUCUGGGAACAUUUGAUCAGCUGUUCGAUCAGCAUGCAUCUCAGCAGUUGUGCCAGAGAGUCAGUGGGCAGCGGCAAAAUCCUGAAAGCUCUGCAGGAUCUCCACAGUAAGAUUGUGAAGCUUUUUACGCCUUGGAUCUUUCCUCUGGACACUGAGGACAGCAGUAACCUCAAGUGUUACCCCUGGCUGGAGACGGAUGCUAGUGCAGCAGGAAGUCUGGUCAGCCUGUACGCACAACUCUCCGACACACUGCAUCACAAGUUCAGAGAUCGACUGCUCCCUGGUCAGAGAGGAGCGCUGUGGCUGUGUAUGAUGCAGUACUGUGAGAGCUGCACCUCUCCCCGUACACCCGAAUACCUUCUCUACCUGUACCACACGCACCUCCGGAGUCUGCCAUGGAGUCACCUGCACCCUGACACCCAGCUCAUGCAGCAACUCUUUAACGUGGAGAGAGGAAGUCCAAAGAGCUGUUUCCUCUUCCUAGGAGAAGUUUUAUGUGAAGUGAACUGGGUGAGCGUCCUCAGUGACCACUUACAUACGCCCCCCAUCUCUACAGUGUAUCCAGCUCUACCUGACAAGAGUGCUAACAAGGAGUCACAUACCAUGUUAGUCUAUCUCCUUUACAUGCUGGUUUUUCUGGCCAUGGAGGAACAGCUCCUGAAACAACAGGACUCCCCUCUGCUCAGUCUCCUCGUCCAGUCCGCCUCUCUGCCCUGGCACCAGGUGGACCUGUCCUCAUACCAGGGCAUUCUGGGAUAUGUUAGCACCUACUACCCUCCAUCUCUGCUGCUCAACACGGAUUCUGCGCCUCAGAUGCUUCUGAAAUCACUGCGCGGUGCUGCUGGGCUCAACCCCCGUCCGAGUGAAGUACCACACAGGGAGGAGACGCUGAAAGCUGGAGUGUAUCUGGGCUGGUGUGUUCAGUCUUUGGUGACUCUGGAACAGGGAGGCAGCAUCAGCCUCAGCAGCCUGGAGGCUCAGCUGGAGGCGCUACUGGAGAGCAUUGUAACAUUCAACCCACCUGAGACUGGUUUGGAACAGAGGCACAUGGCGUUCUGCAGCCUGUUCAGCGACGCUCUGGCUCUGCUCAACGGCGUGGGCGUCUCCACAGGCGAGGCGCUCACUGCUCAUGUCAUCACUUGGCUGGACAGGAAGGGGAGGGGUCUUCCUACUCUGCCUCUUCUCACAGCUUGUUCCCGUUGUCUCGCAUCAGUGCGACACAUGACACGCAUCAUGGAGGCAUGCAUUGCAGCCUACUUCAAUCAUGCUGAGGAGGAAUCUGUGGGUUGGGGUCCUGUGUUAGCAUCGCUGCAGGUGCCUGAGCUCACAGUGGAAGACUUCCUGUCCGAGAGCCAAUCAGGAGGCAGUUUCCUGACACUCCAUGCCUUCGUCUUGCAGCGUCUCAACUCUGAAUAUACUGCAGCCAAUGAGAAGAGGAUGCUGGCUCUGAUAAACACAUGGACCUACACAGUCUUCCCCAGUGGUCCGGGGGAUGAAGCCAAGCUGUUUCUUUGGUGGCACAAAGCGCUGAAUCUGUCAGCAGAACAGAUGAAGCCGCAGGCCGGCCAGACUGAAGUGUUAGGAGUUGUUCUGGGUCUGUUGAGGUUACAAACUAGGCUGCUUCAGCUGGGAGAGGAGAGGCUGAACUCCGGGCUGUUAGGAGCUAUAGGCCUAGGGAAGAGGUCUCCUGUUUCUAAUAAGUUCAGGGUGGUGGUACGCAGUCUGGCAGCAUUCCUUUCAGUACAAGUUCAAUCAGAGACCCAGCUGCGACUUCAGCCCACAGCAGACAUGGAGCUCACUGCCAAAGCCCAGCAAACGCUCGGGGUAUUGGAGGCCAUGACCAGCAAUAAACAGUAUGCUGAGUUAGAGGACUCCGUGAAUAAAGCAGUGCAGUUCAUCCGCUACCCAGGACACUGUCUCAGAGAUGGACCCAGACUGCUGUCCCUGCUAGCCAACCUACUAUACCCUGAACUCAGAUACCUGCACAUCAUCCGCUAGUCAGGACCUAAACUAAAACUCAUGCUGAAAACCCUGGAAGAUGUUAGUCUUCUGGCAAAAAACUGUGACAGUUAACCUCAGUUCUGUACAGAAAAGAAAAAGACUUCUGGGGCACACAGUUUCCAAGUAGUGACCCUGGUACUGAGCUGCUUUGAAAACUGCAAGAGCUACAUGUUGGAAGACAGACAGAAACUGACUAUUCAUCAGAGCUCGCUAUGCAUUUGUGAAAAUCACUUUUUAACAGGUAAUGUUCAAUGAAGGGUGAUGAAUUCAGUCAGAUGCACAAGAUGUCAUGAGCUAACCCCUUAUCGUUGUUUUAUUCUCUCCUGUUAAGGCCUUAUUGCUUUUAUAUGACUUGCCAACACAUCUGUUCUAAUCUUGAUUUGAGAGGAAGUUGCACAUAUUUAUUGAAUCAGAAUUAGGCUUUAGGUGUCAGUUUCACAACUAAACGUGGAAUCUAAUAAAAGAUGAAGGGUCCAUAGAUUAUAUAGAGGACUUUGAAGGACAUAUCUAAUACUCCUAUACGUUUAGUAGCACCUUCUUAAAAAUGGGUGGGGGACAUACCAGGGAAGCUUGAAGGCAGGGUUUCGUGCCUGACACAAGUUAGCUUUGGAUGCUAGCAUGUAGCUGCAAGCUUCAAUCUUCACAUAUGAAUACAGUGUCUGCCUGAAUGAAGUGAUCCUGCUUAGUAACAGGACAUGCCAUUAUAAUUCCUAUUUUCUGCCAACAGUGCUUUCAUGUUUUCUGCCAAAGAGAUGUUAUUUUAGUUCUAUGAGCCACUUAGAUCUUCUUGACCAUGCACCCUGGUUAUUUCAUCUUUCACUGUUCGGGAGAUAGAACUGCUGUCUGAAAAAAACACACCAGAAGAAACACUCUAUAGAAGUGCCGCUUAAUCUGUGCUUCACCAUUUGGCUCCCUUAUAAAGCAGUAUGUGCUGUAAUACCAGCUGCUGAUGGUGCUGGUACUACUAAAACAGCAGGUAUGUACAGUAAUGUGAUGGGAGCUAAAUCAUAUGUGGACUUGGAUACACAAAUGGUAGUACAUGUUUUAGGUUAAAAGCACAGUGUGAUUCAGAUUUACAAACUGUACUGUACAUCCAACACUCUUCUCCUCUGUUUAAUUACCCUUGGCAGUUCACCACUUCUGUUGCUCUGUGCCGUCUCAAUAAUAAUCGUGCUGCACUUCUGCUGCCUGAAGCUCGCCUUAUUGCCUGUGUUCUGUGGCGACCGUUAAUGUCAGAAGUGCUGCUUUUUCAUGAGUCAGUGAUCAGGAAUGGGUCUGUGGGGCUUCUGGGGGAGGGAGAAACAAAGUGGAGGGGGCUGCAGAAAGAAAACAUGUUCAGUAAAGGGAACUUUCUGUCUCUGCUGGUUUUUACCAAUUUAACCAAGUGAUUAAGGACUAUAUGCUGUGAAGUACAUGUAGUAACUGGAAUAAAAAAAAGACUGACAUAUACUACCUGGAUGGAUCACAUUAGGACACAGCUAUAUGCAUCAAGAACAAGCAAGAGACAAAAUAGAGCCAAGCAGCAUAAUAGAAUACAUUGUGCAACAACCCAACCUGCAAUCUGCAUUCUCCAUGCAUAACAAUGCAGAUGGUCAAACUGAAAUUAAAGCUUCAUUGUCUAAGAGGA
This is a messenger RNA of Labrus mixtus (cuckoo wrasse), 9907 nucleotides long. RefSeq names its product ectopic P-granules autophagy protein 5 homolog (C. elegans) (gene epg5). The transcript is spliced from 45 exons. Gene Ontology annotation, cellular component: cytoplasm. The coding region runs from base 538 to 8277 and encodes 2579 amino acids. The record is from RefSeq and is a predicted model, not a curated record. Gene Ontology annotation, biological process: autophagosome maturation. NCBI's taxonomy places the organism in Eukaryota, Metazoa, Chordata, Actinopteri, Labriformes, Labridae.